CUCACCACCGGACAGCCGCCCUUUUGCAUCCCCCGUCUAUCCCACGUUCGAUAUUCACGCGAUCUAGUAGUGCGAAAAGUGUACUUUUCGCACCGCAUAUGAUGUAGUCCCCGUUUGUUUUUUUUCUCUCUUUCUCUGGAAAAACUCUCACUCGCCGCCUCAUCACCUCGGAGGAAAAUCAAAAAAAAAAAGAAAAUUGUGUCCACAUAAUUAUGCACAGUGUGUUUGUGAUCGCGUUCGUCGCUCUGGUGGCUUUUUGUGGCGGACUGUCCACGCCAGCGUGUGUUUGUGAUACCAGGGAGUGCGAAAUCGUCAACGAGGUGGACUGUCCCGGCCUGGGGGUGGUCGUUUGGGACCCUUGCAAAUGUUGCCAAGAGUGUGCGAAAACGGAGGGCGAACCCUGCGGGGGCGACUUGGGCUUCAGCGGCACCUGCGAACCGGGGCUCAGCUGUCAACAGCCGGGCCCCACCCCCAGCGAGGGCACCUGCCGUCCCGUCAUAUUUGACAGCCACGAGGACACGUGAAACUCUUUUGUAUAUAUGUAAAUAUUUCACCCCUCCCCCCUCUCUUCAACCAGGCAGCGAAAUGAUGUAAAAACCGGAUCAGUUUAAUUGUAAAAGGGCGACGCUUUAUUGGCUUAUCAAUGUUAUAUUGUACAUAAUAUUUAUUAUAAAACCGAAGGGAUAAAUCCUACAGUUUUCAUCCCUCUUUCGGACAAUUUCAUCAUCGUCUUCUCUGGCCUAUUUGUGACUGCUAAAACAUUUUAACAAAAAAAAAUAAAUAAAUUAAAAUUGUGUAUAAAUUUGUGACAAUACUAUUAGGAAAUUAGCAACUAAGACGCUGUAUAUGGUAUUUAUUUGUUCCUGAGGACCUAAGACCCUGUAUGUACUUAAAACAAUAAAAUCCGUUUAUUUAUA
Anthonomus grandis grandis is the source of this 917-nucleotide messenger RNA. RefSeq names its product single insulin-like growth factor-binding domain protein-2. The coding region runs from base 213 to 524 and encodes 103 amino acids. Gene Ontology annotation, cellular component: extracellular region. Gene Ontology annotation, molecular function: insulin-like growth factor binding. The record is from RefSeq and is a predicted model, not a curated record. The transcript has 3 exons. NCBI's taxonomy places the organism in Eukaryota, Metazoa, Arthropoda, Insecta, Coleoptera, Curculionidae. Gene Ontology annotation, biological process: regulation of cell growth; regulation of signal transduction.